AAGAGGUAGGCCAGAGGGAUAUGAGAGGCAGAGAAGAGAGCAUAUUAGAGGAAAAUGGUGGUGGCAGAAAAGAGCUUUAUCUUGGGCAACAUUUCCUCUAGUCUAUUUGCAAAGAAAAAUGGCAGAAGCUUUAUUAUCACACUGGCCAAAAAGAAAGAUUUGCCUGAGACUUCAAAAACCCAGCAAAGAUCCAUUCUUCCAUUAAGAAUUUCAAGCACAUUUCUUGGUCAAUCUGGCAUUGCUGUUUUUGGAUUGGGAUUCAUUGAUGCUGGGUACAGUGGAGACUGGUCAAGGAUUGGGGUGAUCUCAAAAGAGAGUGAAGACUUGAUAAAAGUUGCUGCCUUCAUAGUUGUGCCAUUGUGUUUGUUUCUCAUAGUGAAGUUGUCCAAAGAGAGAGAGAAUUAGGAUUAUUGAACUGGGUCUUGACUAGUUUUUAAAUCCCAAGUGAACUCUUGUAUGAAAUUCCAAUUUAUUUGAGAGGAAAAGAAAAAAAAAAAUGUCAAA
This is a messenger RNA of Morus notabilis, 504 nucleotides long. RefSeq lists its product as uncharacterized. Lineage: Eukaryota; Viridiplantae; Streptophyta; Magnoliopsida; Rosales; Moraceae. Bases 55 to 405 code for a protein of 116 amino acids. The record is from RefSeq and is a predicted model, not a curated record. The transcript is spliced from 2 exons.